Pleurotus ostreatus (oyster mushroom) is the source of this 954-nucleotide messenger RNA. RefSeq lists its product as uncharacterized. The transcript is spliced from 3 exons. Bases 1 to 954 code for a protein of 317 amino acids. Lineage: Eukaryota; Fungi; Basidiomycota; Agaricomycetes; Agaricales; Pleurotaceae. The record is from RefSeq and is a predicted model, not a curated record.
AUGUUGCUUCUAGCAAAGCUCGUGGCUGCAAGCGUCCUCUUUUGCUUUCUGGCGGGAGGAACGACUGUGGCAGCACUUCGGAAUGUCACGAUCGACGAUCAAUUCGGAGAUGAACUAUCGCGCGUCCGUCCUACGUACUCGCCGACGCUGGGGUGGACGUCUGGUGGCGCAGGAGCUGUGAAGCUGGACACUUCCUUAGUGCACAAUGGGACAUGGCACGAUACCACUCUUUAUCCUGGUGGAGAGUCGAAGCGCGUCAACUUUACGUUUACAGGCAUUUCGUUGUAUGUAUACUGCAUCAUCGCAAACACGCCUCCUGGUCCUCCAUUCUUCGACGCGGACGCGGAUUACAAAUUCCUCAUCGACGGUGAGCUCGUCGGAAGGUACACACACGAAGCAGAGCCGAACAUCCCAAACUACUUCUACAACACCCCCGUCUACGUCAAUACGACCUUGCAAAACAAAGCCCACAAUUUUACGCUUCUUGUGGAUUCCCCCGCCAAGCCCAUUCUGUUAUUGUUUGACUAUGCCGUUUAUACAACGAGUGGCGAAGAUACUGUUGAUUCGUCUGCUACGGAGUCCUCAACGGCGCUGAACCAGCCUACCGAGACGCCCGGCCAGACCGUUUCAUCUCGGACACAAGUGAACGUGGGCGUCAUCGUCGGCCCCGUGAUAGGAGGGAUAUCCCUUAUCACCGUCAUCCUCGCCGCCUUCCUCUUUCGUCGCCGGCGAAAAGCGCGGAAUGCUCAGGUACUCGAAGUAUCGACGCCGAGCCCAAAAGUCAUCGAGACCGGGACUCAAGGUAAUAGGGGUAGUAGUGAAGCGAGGGAUCCGGAUCCUGAGCCUGGACCUGAACGUGAGGGAGACUUGGUGCAAGAGAUGAGGGAGAUGCGCCGAGAAUUGCAGCGUCUACGCCAGCAGAGUGCAGGCACGCCUCCCCCGUACGCCGCGUAG